Messenger RNA from Neohortaea acidophila, 1812 nucleotides. RefSeq lists its product as uncharacterized. Bases 99 to 1559 code for a protein of 486 amino acids. The record is from RefSeq and is a predicted model, not a curated record. The transcript is spliced from 2 exons. NCBI's taxonomy places the organism in Eukaryota, Fungi, Ascomycota, Dothideomycetes, Mycosphaerellales, Teratosphaeriaceae. Gene Ontology annotation, molecular function: protein binding.
GAGACCGAUCGCUACCCUGAUGGUCUUGAAGGCCUUUAUAUCGCCCAUCACUUCGCCAGGUUCUCUCUCAACAUCUCCGACAUCACCUGCCGAUAGCCAUGGCCAUAUUUCUAGAUCUCCCACGCGAGCUUUAUCUAAUGGUGUGCUCCCUCCUCACCACUGCCGACCUGAUCCACCUAGCUUCAACGAGUCGAGACCACUACCGGGCCGUACAGCAGCCACUUUACUCUCAUGUUCGCAUUAGCUCGUAUCCUGCUCUGGUGAACCUCGUCGACGCGCUGUCGACACCGCCAAUUAUAUCCCACGUCGAGGAAGGGGAGUGUCGUCGUGAUGACAAGCUCGUAGACGACCCGCUCUGGGAAAGGGAGAUCAAAACCCUCGAUCUACGAGUGCACGUCUGGAAAGAUGGCGAAUUGGCCUCCGCGCCACAACUCUCACGCUGCAUCGGCUGGAUAGCUGGACAGUGCAGCCAAGUCAAAAUAUCGCUCACACUCGUCGAGGUGUUGGAUUGGCUGAUGAAUGCCGGACUGAAAGGUCUCGUAUUCCCUAAUGUAACCAAUCUAUCGAUCGUCUCGAGCCCCAGGAUACAGCAACAGGUCAAUAGUCCCCGCUAUACCAUGUCGAUAAGCGGGCUGUGGAUGCAGGCGCUGUCAGGCUCUACAUUCCCCAGCUUGCAGCGCAUCUCCCUGGGCCACGCAUGGCGCACCAAGUACGACAUUCCCCCCAAUAUACGAGCGCAAUGCGAAGUGGCUCGAGGAUUCCGGCCGAGAAGGUUUCUGGCUCCGAGCGGGGACGUUGCGGAAAGGACACCAUCUGACUACGGACGACUCCAGCCGCAAGAGCUCAAGAUCGAGCUGAGCCUGGUGAUGAAUGUCACGUUCCUCGAAGGCCUACUCGCAUCCCGCAUCAUCCCGGGCCGACUCACACGACUCGAAAUUGUGAACUGCCCAAGGGUCCACCCAAUCCUGGAUAUGGGGGCGAUCGCUGACCUCCUUCGAGCCGCACUGCCCUCACUACAAACCUUCAAACUCCACCUCACCCCGUACUUCGAUGGCUUCGAAGGGUUCCCCAUCGCAUACAAGAACAAACUCGAUGCCCAUCCCGAGUAUCACUACUGCGACAUCAUACGCGAGCUGGGAAGAACUAUUCCGCAUCUCGAUCUCCUGCUCCCAUUCGCCUGCAGUCGGGCUCUUCAGACUGCGGAGCAUGCGAUGAACUCGGCGGCAGAGAGAUCAAUGCACCCGCCGAGUCUUUCACGAGAGCCGCUUAAUACCCUGCCUCAGCGCUUGAAGGCAGAAGGGUAUCGCUACCGCCGCCUUACCUUCACUCAUUUCUGUAGUGAUGUGGAGAGGUGGGAUCAAAUGGCUGCACUGGGCGAGAGACAGGACGAGAAGGUCAGUUGGGAGCUGAUUUACGAUGCGGACGUCGUCGAGAAGGAGCAAGCGGCAUGGUUUGUGUCGGACCGCGCGCCUGUGCAUUUUGGCGUGAGAAGCGUGAUGGAUCGAAAGUUCGAGGUGGAUCGGUCGUUUUCAUCAUGGGAGCCUGUGCUGCGGUCGUAGUUAUGACUGGAGGGAGACGAUAUUGUGGGAUCUUGCAGCCAGUGCGAGCCUAAGGCUGGCUUCACUUCGGGAGACUUGAGGCGGUGAAGCGCCGUGUGGGCAGACCCAGUCGCUCCUGCCUCGCCGUAGCGCGCUCUUUCCUUACGGGACCGCGUUCCACCAGUCGCUUCAUGUGAUGUACAUGCACGUAGCCUUCUGAUGCCUGUUGGUGCGCCUAGACUCAGCGAAUCAUCGCCCUUCCAAGGCUUGUGUA